Messenger RNA from Nematolebias whitei (Rio pearlfish), 1209 nucleotides. RefSeq names its product NIMA-related kinase 6 (gene nek6). The record is from RefSeq and is a predicted model, not a curated record. NCBI's taxonomy places the organism in Eukaryota, Metazoa, Chordata, Actinopteri, Cyprinodontiformes, Rivulidae. Gene Ontology annotation, molecular function: ATP binding; protein kinase activity. Gene Ontology annotation, biological process: protein phosphorylation. The transcript is spliced from 10 exons. The coding region runs from base 185 to 1105 and encodes 306 amino acids.
CUCUGAUUCAGAGGCGCGCGCACAGACAGCGCGAGGACUUGUCUACCAGGGGGGCGGGGCGGGGACCUCUUUAUGUGGACCGCCACAACAACAACAACAACAACAACCGAUGUAAAUAGAAACUUCGCGGCUCGCUGGUUGUAGGAAGCCGCUGGUUUCCCCUCAGAUGUAGGAGCGUUCAACCAUGGAUGUGCAGAACAACAACAAGCCUUCUGUGGACAGUUUGUGCAAGCUGCCUAAUCACGAUGCGCAGAGAAACAUGUCGAGCUGUAAAUACUGCUGCACCAUGGCCAACUUCCGCAUUGACAAGAAGAUUGGUCGGGGUCAGUUCAGCGAGGUCUAUAAAGCCACGUAUCUGCUGGAUGAACAGCUAGUUGCACUCAAGAAAGUCCAGAUCUUUGAGAUGAUGGAUGCAAAGGCUCGUCAGGACUGCGUUAAAGAAAUCGAUCUCUUAAAGCAACUGAAUCACCCCAAUGUAAUCAAGUACCUGGAUUCCUUUAUUGAAGACAACGAGCUCAACAUUGUUCUGGAGCUGGCAGAUGCUGGAGAUCUGUCCCAGAUGAUAAAGUACUUCAAGAAGAAGAGGCGACUUAUUCCAGAAAGGACAAUCUGGAAGUAUUUUGUGCAGCUGUGCGGCGCUCUGGAGCACAUGCAUUCACGCAGAGUGAUGCACCGUGAUAUCAAACCAGCAAACGUGUUCAUAACAGCCACAGGGGAGGUGAAGCUGGGGGACCUCGGGUUAGGACGCUUUUUCAGCUCUAAAACAACGGCGGCGCAUUCUUUGGUGGGGACCCCUUACUACAUGUCACCAGAGAGGAUCCAUGAGAACGGGUACAAUUUUAAGUCCGAUAUCUGGUCUCUGGGGUGUCUUCUGUAUGAGAUGGCGGCUCUGCAGAGUCCUUUUUAUGGGGACAAGAUGAACCUCCUGUCUCUCUGCCAAAAGAUCGAGCAGUGUGACUACCCCCCUCUCCCACCUGACCUUUACUCUGAGAAGCUGCGGGGCUUGGUCAGCAUGUGCAUCAACCCUGACCCAGACCAGAGGCCGGACAUCGUCUUUGUGCUUCAGCUUGCCAAACAGAUGCACAUGUGGGCCUCCAGCACCUGAACGCCUACCGUCGUCGUCUCUGCUCAGACUGAGGAGCUCAAACCACUUAAAGUUGCAGAAAUGUGCCUUAGCUUCAUUUGAGAAAACAAAAGAUAUGCACAAGU